Molecule: messenger RNA, 749 nt
Organism: Spathaspora passalidarum NRRL Y-27907
Lineage: Eukaryota; Fungi; Ascomycota; Pichiomycetes; Serinales; Debaryomycetaceae
Exons: 1
Coding region: 42-518 (158 amino acids)
Biological process (GO): electron transport chain
Source: RefSeq, a predicted model, not a curated record
CUAUAGCACAAGGAGCAAAGUAGCAGAAAGAAUACACCAUCAUGUUAUCUAGAGUUUCAAUAAAGUCAAUUCCAGCCACCGGGGUCCGUUGUUUGUCCAGCACAGCUUUUUUGAGACAAAAGGCAGUUGCCGAAGCUGAAGAAUUUGUCACUGGAAAGGAAAUAGUAUCGGGAGCACCAAAGGAACUUGUGACCAACAGAGUAGUCAGAAUCUACCAAGAAGCUAAAUACGCCACACAAUCCGGUGUCCACAACACCAGAAACUGGAAAUUGGACUGGGAUGUCUUGGGUAAAGGAAACAGAUGGGAAAACGACUUGAUGGGUUACCAAGGUUCUGCUGAUUACAUGCAAGGUACCAUUAUGAAGUUCGACACCAAGGAAGCUGCCGUCAGAUUUGCCGAAGGACAAAACUGGGAUUACUACAUCCAAGAACCAAAAGAAAGACAUUUCAGAAAGAAGGAAUACGCAGCUAAUUUUUACCAUUCUGCUGGUCCAUUAAAGCACAUCAGAACCAAGUAAAUGGAACUUCACAGUAUUGUAUUUUAAUAAAACAUCUCGGCUCAUUAACUCCCCUAUUUAUUUCGUUUCAAGAUGUUGUUAUGUUGCCUGUCCCAUGCCCUAGGGUAACAGCUGCUGCUACUACUACCACAUCUAUCACUUUUGUGUGUUGCAUUUUGAAUAUUGGUAAUCGCCACAUAUCAUAAAUUUAUACGCAUACUUCCAAUACACAUAAUUUCAUUAGUUGUACAG